Molecule: messenger RNA, 783 nt
Organism: Acanthosepion pharaonis
Lineage: Eukaryota; Metazoa; Mollusca; Cephalopoda; Sepiida; Sepiidae
Source: the annotation of a GenBank genome assembly
AUGUCACGAAAUUUCCUUCCUUCCUUCCUUCCUUCCUUCCUUCCUUCCUUCCUUCCUUCCUUUCUCCUUCCUUCCUUCCUUCCUUCCUUCCUUUCUGCUUCCUUCCUUCCUUCUUCCUUCCUUUCUGCUUCCUUCCUUCCUUCCUUCCUUCCUUUCUUCCUUUCCUUCCUUCCUUCCUUCCUUCCUUCCUUCCUUCCUUCCUCCUUCCUUCCUUCCUUCCUUCCUUCCUUCCUUUCUCCUUCCUCUAUUCAUCUGUAUACUAUUUUCUUUCCUUCCUUCUAUCCUUUCUUGUUCUUUCAUUCAUUUUUAUAUUUUAUUUCUUUUCUUCUUUCCUUUCACGUUUCUUUUCUUCUAUUCUCCCAUCCUCCAUCAUUUUAUUUUGAUCCUUUCUUCUGUCUUUCCUUCAUUUCUUUUCAAUCAUUUUCUUUCAUUUCUUUCUUUCAUUUCUUUCUUUCGUUUCUUUCUUUACCUUUGACUAUCUUUGCCCUUCAUUUUCUUUUACUCUUAUUUUUCUUUGCCCUUUCAUUUGAACCCCUUCAUAAUACAUAUUAUAUACUUUAUAUCUAUCUCACUCCCUUUAUAUCUCUAUCUAUCUAUCCAUCUAUCUAUCUAUCUCACUCCCUUUAUAUCUAUCUAUCUAUCUAUCUAUCUAUCUAUCUAUCUAUCUCACUCCCUUUAUAUCUAUCUCACUCCCUUUAUAUCUAUCUAUCUAUCUAUCUAUCUAUCUAUCUAUCUAUCUAUCUCACUCCCUUUAUAUCUACAUAUCUAUCUAUCUACUUUUAA